GGGAAACCAACUGCCAAGCCUAAGAACCCAAUCAACCAACUCUACUACUGCACUACAUUUAAUUCUCAUUCUCUCUUUCUCCCUCACUUCACAAAAGUACAAAACAGGCUCAAAACCCAAGAACUUUUCAUCCCAUAAAAUCUUUUUUGCCUCUAAAAUUUCCAAAAAGCACACUACACAACACAACACCCACUAAAAAACCAUCUUUCAAUUUUCCUGCACUUUUUUUUUGCCGCCUCCACCACUGAAAAAAUGCUCUUCAACUUGCUGAACUCUUACCUUCAUCUCUUUCUCACACCUAAAAAAUACUUCAGACAUCAGCUAUGAAAAAGGAGACAUUUUUAUGUCCAAGAAAAGACAAUGGACAUUGUAAUUAAUAAUACUAAGAGAAUUACCAUUUCUAAUUUGUCUCCGUUUUUUCACCAUUGUUGUAAUUUCCAGUUGACUAAAAGGUCCUUAUAUGCAAUUGUUUCUUGUUCUCUGCUUUUUCUCUUAGCUUACAACAGUUCCACUGUGUUCUAUAUUCAAGUUCCAGUUCCGGCCAACUCCUCGCCGGAGAUUUCUAGCUUUUUAACUGAAAAUGUCGCCAGAAAAUCAAGAAAGUUGGUUUCUUUAUCUUCUUCAACUAAACGCUCAUCUUCUAUUAUAUAUGCAGUAAAAGAGGAACCCCCACGUCAAAAAACAAACACCCAAUUGACAAUUUCCCGCAAAAAUCCAAACUUUGUGAGUUUUACAUAUAAUUCAAUGGCUUAUAAUCCUAGAAGAAGGCGAGAAAAGAAGUCUUUGGUGAAAGUUCUUGGUUCAGGGGCAAGAAUUAAUGAGUUCUCAUUGAGAAUGAAGGAGUUUUUUGGAGCUAAAUCAUACAAUAAUUCCUGUAAGUAUAGGUUUUUUAUGACUUGGAUUUCUUCAAUUGAAUCUUUUGGUGAAAGGGAACAGUUUGCUAUUGAGAGUUUAUUCAAAGCACAUUCAAAUGGCUGUUUGGUAAUUAUGUCCACUUCAAUGGAUUCACCAAAAGGAAUGAAAAUUUUAAAGCCUUUCUUUGAGAAAGGAUUAAAGGUAACUGCAGUUUCACCUGAUUUUAAUUACUUAUUUAAACAUACUAUUGCUCAAGGCUGGAUUGAUAGCUUAAUGGAGGGUAAUAUAGAUCCAGGGGAAGUUUCUAUAGGUCAAAACCUCUCAAAUUUGCUUAGACUUGGUUUAUUGUACAAGUUUGGUGGGAUUUAUUUAGAUACUGAUGUUAUAGUGUUGAGAAGUUUUGGGAAGCUAAGAAAUGUAAUUGGGGCACAAACUAUUGAUGUUGAAACAAGAAAUUGGAGCAGGUUAAAUAAUGCUGUAAUGAUUUUUGAUAAGGGGCAUCCUUUGUUGUACAAGUUCAUUGAAGAAUUUGCACUUACAUUUGAUGGGAACAAAUGGGGUCACAAUGGUCCUUACUUGGUUUCAAGGGUUGUGUCAAGGGUAAGUGGAAGGGAUGGAUACAAUUUCACAGUGUUGCCUCCGCUGGCUUUUUAUCCAGUUGAUUGGAGUAGGAUUGGUAGUCUCUUUCUUGGGCCGAGGAACGAGACUCAUUCGAAAUGGUUGCUUUCUAAACUCCGGCAGAUACAGAGCCAAAGUUUGGCUGUGCAUCUUUGGAACAAGCAGAGUAGAGGGCUUAAGGUUGAAGAAGGAAGCAUAAUCCAACAUAUAAUGUCAGAUUGUUGUGUUUUCUGCAAUUCUUACGCAGCAAAAUUUUGUCCAUAAUAUCUAAGGUACAAAAGCAGUUGGAAGCGAAGGUGAGAGGGCGGCUGUAAAAUGGUGAAUAUUCAGGACCACUAUAUGUGUUGUAAGGCUGUUCACCUAUACACUGAACAAACCUUUGAGCUACUACUGAUUAGCUCUUGUCCUUACUUUUAAUUUUGGUCCAGAGUUUGUUCGCAUUGUUGUUCAUGAAAGUAUGCUGGCUCAAUGGAAGCAAGUGAAACUUUUCCCUCUAAAUCUGUGUAGGAGACGAAGGUGCUACCUGUCUGAGAAUAGGUCAGACAGCAAGUUUCUUCUGAAAUUACUCUAAUAGUUAGUUAUACAGAAACUACACUACUAACUAAUAAAGUAAUGCAUAAUUUUUAUCCGGUUAGUUCCAUGUGAAUGUAGUUGUGCAGAAAGGUCAUGGAGAUCUUGUGAACCAACCACCUUCAGCGUAUAUAUCUCCAUAGUUGGUGCAGAUUAGGUUGUUGAUCAGAAGCAGAUUACUAUGGAGAACAUUUGGAAAUUUUCUUUCAUCUCUUCUAUCUGGUAAAAAUCAUUUUAAAUAAAGACCACCAAACAUACAGAAUCAGCAGCUCCUAACUUUCUUGAUGCUUCUUUUGCUCCUUGACCAGGACUAGUCUGUCUGACAGUUGCUAAUUGAUGGCUUCUUGACACUGAUUAUUGAGCUUUCACUGCCUACAUUACUUUAUUAAAACUGAAUUUGUAUUAAAACUGAAUUUGUAUCCUAUAGUGAUCUUCAUAUUAAUCCUCUCAAGACUACAAUAAUGUCAUUAAACUGAGUUUUUCUGAAGAGGCCAGAGGAGAUUAAGUUUUGUGGUCGCAUGGUACUAGGAUGUGAGGUUCUCCAUAUCCCAUAUUCUCUACCUUGCAACAAAAAAAAAUUGUAGAUGGAGAUCGAACUAUACUUAAUCUAGCGGUCAAUUGCUAAAUAAACUUUCCUGAAAUUGCUCAAUUUGGGAUUGCAAGCAGUGUUGGGGUACAAUGCUAAGUGUUGGUUAAGUUUUCUUAGGAAAUGCAUAUGCUGCACAUGACUGCUGUCUUUUGAGUAGAUACUACUCCACACUUGGGCCAAUCUCGUUUCGUCUUUUUAUCUGUUUUUUACUCACCUCUCCAAUUGCAUUGCUGAUCAAAAUUGGUGUAUUUGGUGUUACAAAGUCUAUAAUUUACCCAACUUGCAGGACUAAAAAAGGUAGGAGUAUUAAUGUUUUAGCUGGUGAAACUUUGAUGAUCAGUCCUUUUCUUUUUAUUAGUGCAUGUGGUCCUUUAAGUUCUUUCAUUUUCAGGUCUAUCUGUUUGGUGUACCUGCAACUCAAUAUCUACAAAAUGCUCAAAAUAAUUGCUACUAUUAUUCUUUAAAGACCUUAGAAGAGGAUGAGUUUUUAUAUGGAAAAAGGCGGUACAUUUAAUUCCUUCACCAUUGAGGACUGACCAAAACUUUGACUUGCUAUUUAGCAUUUAUUCACUCUUGUUCAUCUUCCAGUUA
Molecule: messenger RNA, 3223 nt
Organism: Nicotiana attenuata
Lineage: Eukaryota; Viridiplantae; Streptophyta; Magnoliopsida; Solanales; Solanaceae
Exons: 2
Coding region: 361-1737 (458 amino acids)
Source: RefSeq, a predicted model, not a curated record